Zootermopsis nevadensis is the source of this 897-nucleotide messenger RNA. Its product is annotated as troponin C. NCBI's taxonomy places the organism in Eukaryota, Metazoa, Arthropoda, Insecta, Blattodea, Termopsidae. Gene Ontology annotation, molecular function: calcium ion binding. Gene Ontology annotation, cellular component: myosin II complex. The record is from RefSeq and is a predicted model, not a curated record.
GAAAGACAAGAGAUGGAGAAGAAGCCAGAACAAAAUUUUUCGCCGAAUCGUAAAAUUCUUUAAGCAAACAUUACAGAGCUUACGGAGAAUUAUUGAGAUUCGUGUUAAGUUACAGUGGGCCGCAGCACCGAAACCUUGGAUGAAGAACAAAUUACAAUGUUGAGGCGUGCGUUUUCCAUGUUCGACUCGAGUAAGGCAGGAAAGAUUGAAAAUGAGAAAGUUCGUACAAUCCUCAACACUCUGGGUCUCGCUAUCAAUGACCUGGAGCUGGAGGCGCUGCUGGAAGAGGAGGACAAGGAAGAAAUCGGAAAGUUGAAUUUUGACUCAUUUUGCCGCGUGGCAAUGCAUUUUUUGGACGACGAGGACAAUGAGGUAAUGCAGAAAGAGCUGAAGGAGGCUUUUCGGCUUUAUGACAAAGAUGGCAAUGGCUACAUCCCCACAUCCAGCUUACGAGAAAUUCUAAUGGCGUUAGAUGAUCAGCUGACACCAGACCAACUAGAUGAGAUGAUUGGUGAAAUCGACACUGACGGUUCAGGCACAGUAGAUUUUGAAGAAUUUAUGGAAAUGAUGACCGGAGAUUAGAGACAACACGUGCGACAUCUAGGAAUGAUGAAGAGGCUUACCAUUUCCAGCUACGCAAGGCACCAAACAAGAAACACUGCAACUUAUAAUUGUAUAGGAAUUUUUGCUACAUAUCUGUAAACCUGAAAACGUUUGACUAUAAAUAAAUUUCAACUGUUUUAAAUGUAUAUCAAAUUUAUCGUUAACAGAAAUUGCAUAUUAAUCUUGUUAAUUAGCAACUGGUAUACAUUUGAUCAAAUGAUGCUAAUAAGUAUGGAACAUUCUAGGUCGAUUAGGAACGAAUACAAAAUAAAGGUAACGUAAUGUUAUAUACAA